Molecule: messenger RNA, 7838 nt
Organism: Larimichthys crocea (large yellow croaker)
Lineage: Eukaryota; Metazoa; Chordata; Actinopteri; Sciaenidae
Gene: mtcl1
Product: microtubule crosslinking factor 1
Exons: 16
Coding region: 661-6675 (2004 amino acids)
Biological process (GO): regulation of autophagy
Source: RefSeq, a predicted model, not a curated record
GUGUGUGUGUGUGUGUGUGUGUGUGUGUGUGUGUCAUUAGGGCAUGCGCACCAAAGCGUGUCAGACCUGGUCCCAGAGAAAACAAGGGGUGUGCUUGGGUGCUCGCGAGGAGACAGCAGCGCAUGCGCCCCGCAGAAAAUCACGGGCGUCGAGCCUCACACCGCAGCGAUUGCAGAUCUUACAUGCCAGAUAGGAGGGAGUGGGAAGGGGGUACAGAGAGAGAGAGAGAGAGAGACACGGGGGCCCCAUGAAGACACACGCAGCCCCGGUGUAAGAAGGAUGGAGACCCGAUCUGCGGAAGAAGAAGAGGGCUGAUGCGCGUCCUUUCUUUCCAACUUAUCCGAGCCCUGUCUGCAGAUGCAACCUGUCUGUCAUCCCGGUAAUCCCUUUUUUUUUUUUUUUAGUGCAGCGUUUCCUCCAAAAGAGGACUACGAUGACAACCUGGUGAAUGCAAACGAGAUGGAGUAAAAAAAAAAACGCACAACGCAGGAUGCGCAUCCCCAACCCGACAAGGAAGAAGGUGAAGCAACCUGGCUGUUUUUCUGCUGUCGCAUGUCAGAGGUUUUCCUCGGUGUUGUGGAUUGAUCGUUUCCUUCUUCAUCACCAUCGCCCUCCUCCUCCUGCUCCUGCUCCUGCUGCUGCUGCCGGUGUCGGUGUAUAAUGGAGAGCUCCAAUGGCUCUGGCAGCGACACCAAACCGCAGAACCACCAGUUGGAGAAGAAGAGACUGAACCGAGCACCUUCCCCGGCCAGACCUUUCCUCAAGGAUGUGCACUCCCGCUCCACCAAACCACCUGCCAUCGUACCCAAAUCACCCAAACUCAACAAGCAGCAGCAGCAGCAGCAGCAGCAGCAGGCUGCCACACUGCCCUCCUUGGCCCAUCCGAACCGCAGCUCCAGACGCAACACGACCGGAUCAAAAGAGAAACUAGCCUCGGUGAAAAGUAACACCAAGUCAUCUGUGGUGAAAAAGCCCACAAAGGUGAUCCAACAUGCAGCAGCCGAACCCAAAACCGCCAGCACCAAACCGGACAGCACCAGCAGUCCGACCCUCGCCAAAAGCAAGAAGGGGAAACUAGCCUCGGGGUCCCCGGGGCCUCCCAGCCAUGGAUCUCCAAUCCGCGUACCGACCGGAGCGCCUCUCGGCCGGGUCACGCAAACCGACAGCAGCUCGGACCUGUCAGACUGCCCGUCCGAGCCGCUGUCGGAUGAGCAGAGGCUGGCACCGGCCGCUAGUAGCGACGCCGAGUCCGGUACCGGCUCCGGCUCCAGUGAUCGGGAUCAGCUGGGUGCAGAUAAUCCGCUGCGGGCUGAAGCGACCGGAGCCGCUGCUGAUGCUCCGUUGCGCACAACCGAGGCUUCCUCCGCCAAGGGAAGCAUGUCUCAGGCUCUGCCCGCUCCGGGGACGCACGGGGAGAAACACAAACCAUCAUCCAGCGCACAAUCCAGACUGCCAGGCACCAAGGAUGUAACCGAGGAGGACCUGCAGCGGGAGGUUGAAGAUUUAAGAUCUGAAAACGACUACCUCAAGGAUGAAGUGGACGAGCUGCGGGCAGAGAUGGAGGAGAUGCGAGACAGCUACCUGGAGGAGGAGGUCUACCAGCUGCAGGAGCUUCGCAGGGAACUGGACCGCUCCAACAAGAACUGCCGCAUCCUGCAAUACCGCCUCCGAAAGGCCGAGCAGAAGAGCCUGCGGGUCGCACAGACCGGGCACGUGGACGGAGAUCUGCUCCGUAGUCUGGAGCAAGACUUGAAGGUGGCCAAAGAUGUGUCGGUGCGUUUGCACAACGAGUUGGAGAGCGUGGAAGACAAACGCAGCAGAGCCGAGGACGAGAAUGAGCUGCUCAGACAAAAGAUCAUCGAGGUGGAGAUCUCCAAACAGGCGCUGCACAACGAGAUGGAGAGGACCAAAGAGACUGCACUGAGGAGACGAGGCAGCAGGGAAACAUUUAAAGACAAGAAGUCCACGAGUCAGGAGGACAGUGCAGACCUCAGGUGCCAGCUCCAGUUUGCCAAAGAGGAGUCCGGCCUGAUGAGGAAAAAGAUGGCGAAGCUGGGCCGAGAGAAGGACGAACUGGAGCAGGAGCUACAGAAGUACAAGUCAGUCUACGGGGACGUGGACAGUCCUCUUCCCCUGGCCGAGUGCUCUGGUGGAGGUCCUCACACCACUCGAGAGGCCGAGCUGAGAUUGCGGCUUAAGCUGGUGGAGGAGGAGGCGAACAUCCUGGGCAGAAAGAUUGUGGAGCUGGAAGUGGAGAACCGAAGCCUGCGAGCGGAAAACGAAGACAUCCGCUGUCAGUACGAAAGAGAUUGCUUCGGGCGGGAACCCUUCUCCAGCAUGCCCUCGUCGCCGUACGGUGGUGAUGCGCUGGAGUCGGCGAGUGAGCUACGCCGGCAUCUACAGUUUGUGGAGGAGGAGGCUGAGCUGCUGCGCCGCUCCAUCUCAGAGAUCGAGGACCACAACAGGCAGCUGACAUCUGAACUCAAUCGCUUCAAGUUCGGCCCCACCAGCAGCUCUGGGCUUGUUGGUGAGGAGGGCAGUGAGGGAGGGUUAUUCAAACCUGGUAAUGGGGGGAACGGUAAUGGUUCCAGCAGCGGGAUGAUGAUGGAGGAGCUUAAAUCAGCGAGGAUGCAGAUCAACGAGCUGAGCGGAAAGGUGAUGAAGCUGCAGUACGAGAACCGAGUCCUCAUGUCCAACGUCCAGCGCUGCGACCUGGCUGCACACCUCGGCCUGCGCACCGGCAGCCCUCGAGACAGCGAUGCAGAGAGCGAUGGAGGCCGUCGAGAAGCCGCUGAGGAUGAGGAGGCAAGGCGACUUCUCCUCCUCCACCCAAAGAGGGAGGGUCCUAUCGGGGGCGAGAGCGACUCUGAAGAUCUGUUCGAGAAAACGACAACCACCUCAGGGUUCGGAAGCAUCAAACCUUCAGAUGGCAGCGAGCUCAGCGCCACUGAUCUGGCCAACCGCAGGAGGGAAGAACGGGAGUCGUUCACCAACGUGAAACGUGAGGCGGAAAGGCUCGGGAAGACGGUGGACCGUCUAAUCACGGACACCGACAGUCUGAUCUUUGAGGGCAGGCUGCUGGUGACGACGGGGGAAAGCCUGGAAGGAGGGGCGGCGUCCGGAAACAAACCGGACACCCAAGUUCUGGACACCAUCAACACUCGCAUGAAGGCCUUCCGUACUGAGCUGCACAUCUUCGUGGAGAAGCUGGAUCAUAUAGGAGAGGGGCUGAGAGAAAGGACAGAUGAUCUGUCACCCAUGCCAAACCUCACAGAGUCCAGCAGCUUCCUGUCCACGGUCACCUCCAUGUCCCGCGACUCUCCCAUUGGCACCUUUGGAAGAGACCUGGUGACCGACUUCCAGUCCGGUCAGAGGGAUGAGCUGGAGUGGCGUCUAGGACAGGAGCGAGGCGUGGAGCCCCAGAGCCAGAGCCAGGGUGGGGGCCAGGCCCAGAGCAGGGGAGCCACGGGACUCACUAGGUACCACAGGCCCCUGGCUUUAAGAGCAGAGCUCCGGGACACGCCUGCUUCUGACAUCCAGUUACGUCUGGAUCACGAGCGAAGGCUGAGAGCGGCGACGGAGGAACGGGAGGCUGUCAUUUCUCUGCCUCAGCAGGACGAUGAGCGUUUGCGUCUGGAGGCCCAGCGUGGAGGUCUGGAGCUGCAGGGACUCCAGAGUCACGAGGUGCCCUGGAAUCAGGAGCGAGCCACGCUGCUACAAGAGGUUCGCUUCUUCAGACGCAACACCAUCAUCUUCUACAUGAAGCUCAGGUGGAUCCUUACACACUGGAGGCUUGCCCGCAAGGACGACCCCGGAGAGGAGACGGUGCACCCGGAGUAUGAGAAGAUGGAGGGCAUCCCAGAGCUGGGAGUGAUAAUGGAGCAGGCGGAGGGCGAGUCGGCUCGAGACGACAGGCUGUGUUUACCGCAAACUCAAGGGGACGCCCCCGACACCACACCCAUCAUGCCCCUGCUGUCACCUGAUCGACACCUGCAGCAUCAACGACAGUUUGGCGAGAACCGUCAGGUGCUGCAGGCCGUGCGGACGCUGCUGGAGGAGUUUCGGGAGGAGCUGCAGGAGGAGGAGACGCGACGAUGCCAACUGCAGCAGUCCUACGCCAAUGACAAAGCCGCUUGGGAGGUCAAGUGGGCAGAGAUGAAGUGCCAGGUCGCCCAGUUGGAGGAGGAGGCGCAAAGUAAGGUCCGAGGAGAAGCGCAGGGAGAUGAAGGAGAACUGACCAGAGAUCCUGAGUGGGCCUUAAAUCAGGAGCGUGAGGAGCACCAGCGUCUUCUGGCCGAGAGCCACAACACCUCGCUGGACCUCCGCUGGAAGCUGCAGCACGGAGAGAUGAGGUGGGGCCGAGAGAGGGCCGAACUGCUGGAGCGCUUCGACCGGGAGCGGCAGGAGUGGGACGGCAGCAUAAGGGAGCUCCAUCGCAAGAUGGAGAGGCUGCAGAGGGAGCUGAACACCCGGCAAGACGAGGGCAUCGACGUCAAAGAUGGCAGCUUGGCCCACCGAGGUGUGUUUUCCCCUCAGGACAGUCCCUGCAGCGCCCCGCGGUCACCUCGCUCUCCACGCUCCCCAUGUACGUCCACCCCUGUCCCCGUCCCGCCCACGCGCUCCCACUCUGACUCUGAGGCCAUGCUGGAGGAGCAGGGCGCUGCGAUGAGGCUGAAAGGCCCGACGGAGAACCUGUUCCUGGACGCGCUGUCUCUGGAUCCCCUCAGCGGCCUGGAGGUCCCACCACCGCCCUCCAGACUGGAGAGCGAGAAGAGGUUCCCCUGCAUGAAGGAGGCUCUGAAUGAGAUUUCGGAGAGAGAAGGCGAUCCUGAUUACCCAGAGGAGGAGAUGGGCGGUGGGAGUCUGCUCAGAGCCAAGUCAGUGUGCUCCAUGAGCGACUUCCAGCGGUUAAUGGACAGCUCGCCGUUCCUCCCGGACAAGACUCGUCACGGUGAUCAGGGCCAAGACGAUGUCACCCCUCCUCUGUCCCCGGACGACCUCAAGUACAUUGAGGAGUUCAACAAUAAGGGCUGGGACUUCCCAUCAUCCACCUCUGUCCCGGGUCCCGUCCGCGAUGUGUGGACGGACAAAACCCACGAGGCCCGGGGAGGGGACUCCGUUCUCGAUCCAUUCCAGCCAGCCUCAUGGUUCCUCACCACCAGCGCCACCCUGACCACCAGCACCCUGAGCAGCCCUGAGCACUGCCACAAGUCCCCGCUGAGGGGCAACGGAGCAGGGGCAGCAGGGGUGGGAGUGGAACACUGUGGGGUUCACAUCCUCCACAGCCCCACCAGAUCUGGGGCAGCUGAGCGUCCUACUGCCCAAGACCCGGACUUCCUGUACACCAAAGGGACCAAAGCCAGGGGCGGAGGAGAGGCUGGGGUGGGAGCAAGCGGGUCAGAUGAGGUUUUUAGCAGUGGGAGGUGGGCAUGUGGGCUUCUGGAGGCUGGGGGAUUGAGGACUUCUCCUAGUCAGUCUCCUAUCUGCCCCACAGUGGGUUACACCUCCUCUUUGGAGCUUCAGCUCUCCAGAAACUUGAGCGACGACAUGAAGGAGGUGGCGAUCUCCGUGAGGAACGCUAUCCGCUCUCCGCCAGGGCCCAUCUUCCGGGAUACCGCCUGCCAGACCAACGGAUUCACCACAAGAGGCACUCAGACCACGCAGACUAUCAGUGUGGGUCUCCAAACGGACCUGCUGAGGAACCUGACCAGCAGCCCGCACCGCUGCCUCACCCCGAAAGGCAGUGGCACGCCUAUAUCUUCCCCAUCACGCAGCCUGAGGAAGGUGCAGUACUCUCCGGUCGUCCAGAGCAAGUUCGAGCGACCCUGCUGCUCACCAAAGUACGGCUCGCCCAAGCUUCAGCGCAAACUGUCCACCUCCAACAAGGCUGAGCUCCCCAACACGAGCCGCGCUCCCACCCCCACCACGCCGCAGAAGGGCAACAACGAGUCGGCGUGGGCCCGCUCCACCACCACUCGCGACAGCCCUGUCCACACCACCAUCAACGACGGCCUCUCAAGCCUCUUCAACAUCAUCGACCACACCCCAGUGGCUUACGACAUGCAGAAGUUCAACAAGUCCCCCAGUCGCUCUCGCCCAACCACUCAAUCAGAGCCCGGCCCCGCUCAAGGGGCUCUCGCCACGGACACCAGGAACGCGCAGGAGUGCCUGCGGACUGCUCGCGGACGCUCGCCCAGCCCCGUGCAGCUGAUAGUGGAGACGCAGGGGGACAAAAACCCAGAGGUGGUGAGCAUACGGCAGGACCUGUCAGCCCCGCCGGGCUACACGCUGGCUGAAAACACAGCCCGCAUCCUAAAUAAGAAGCUGCAGGAGCAGAGCUUUAGAGAGGAGAGGAGGCUGCAGGCUGGAGGACAGAGCAGCCACAGCAGAGACAGCAGCAGGCAGGCCGACUCAGACAGAGGACAGUCUGGAUGUAUGGAGCUGACCCCAUGCUUACCUGAGCAGAUGGACCUGCCUCGCUCUCCGGUGGCUCCACCCUUGGACUCCCGCUUCCUGAGACCGGCCCGCCCGGCCAACCGCCGCCCCCCCUCGCGCUGGGCCGCCCAUUCCCCUUCCUCCUCCCCCAAGUGGAGCGAGGGCUCGAAGAGGAGGUUCACCUUCCCGCCGCCAGGACACCGGAAGACCAUCAUGAUGGAGGGUGAGGAGCCAGUGUGAGGCCGUCCUCUUACCUCCUCUCGCCUUCCUCCUCCUCCACCUCAGCCUAAAAGACCCAGUACCUCACAAACCCCCCAGAAAAAUCAAGAGACUCCCACGAGACGGAGCCUGAAAGGGGGGGAAGGGUCGCGAUCCACCUAGUAGCACCAGCUGACCAUUGAGGAACCAGAACUUCAGUUUAGAAGAACCUGGAAUGUACUGUAAUAUCAGAAAAAGACAUAAAACUACAUUUCCAUAAGAGGUGCCUGCACACACUUGAGUUACUCAUCACCCCACAUGUGUGUAUAUAUGUAUUUAAUACAUAUAUGUAUAUUUUAGUCACAAAUCUGACCUUUUUUCAGGUGAACACUGUAGGUGAGCUGUUGCAUUUGUAUGAAGUUUACACCAUUUUGUUCUCAUCUGUUUACACUUUUAUUUUUCUACAUAAAACGUCUUUUAUGUUCAAAUUCAAGCUAAUUUUCUUUUCAGUUAAAACAACCAUAUUUUUUUUCUUUUUUGCGUUGCCGGUCUUUGAAGCUUUACUUUUUCUUGUUCGGUUUCGAGGAGAGGAACGACGACACACAAGCAAACAAACAAACAAACAAAAAAAAAACUUCUGCUUCAUCGGGUCUGAAGCGGAGACACAUGAUGUCAUUUCUGAUGCUAAUGUAAUUUAUUUUUACGUUGAGAUGAAUGUCUGGCUCCGUGACGUGUAGAAGAUGGGUGACAACAAACUGAAUAACCUUAUGCAUAUUUGGAAGGCAGUUAGUACAAAUAUCAGUCAAAUAUUUGCAUGCCUUUUGAACACUUUAGCACUUUAGUGCAUGUACAUACGAGUUCUAGUCAUUUGUGAUCACUCGGCUCCGCUGUCGGGGGGGAAAAGAAACAAAAUAAUGUCGUGAUGGGAACUCUUGAGCUGUUGUUUUUUUGUUGUCACAUGAUUUGCAUUGACUAAAAUAAGAAUUUUUAAGUAAAUUAUUGUACCUACCAGGCUGUCUUUGUACAGUUGUUACUAUUGGAUAUGAAUUUUUGUUUUCUUUUGACAGGAACAAAAAUGGAUUGUGAAAAUAAAACAAAAAACUAUGAAUGUUUUAAACGAAAAGUCUACGUCAAAAAAAAGUCUAACGAUCUAUAGUCUUAUGUAAAUAGUAAAUGGUAAUAAACAUGAAUGUGUAUUUACAAGA